This is a messenger RNA of Aspergillus ibericus CBS 121593, 405 nucleotides long. RefSeq lists its product as uncharacterized. The transcript is spliced from 4 exons. NCBI's taxonomy places the organism in Eukaryota, Fungi, Ascomycota, Eurotiomycetes, Eurotiales, Aspergillaceae. The record is from RefSeq and is a predicted model, not a curated record. Bases 64 to 213 code for a protein of 49 amino acids.
GAUUCAUUUGAUUCAUCCUUCAUCUUCUCAUUCCCAUUUCACAUAAUUAAUACAGCAGACAAGAUGUUCGCUCCAGGCCAGGAACAGCUCUCCAAGGAGGAGAUCAAAGCCGGUGAGGUCCAGGCAAGCCAGACCAUCCGGAUGGCCAUCUCCGGUGGUGUCCUGCUCUACCUCUCUCCCUUCGCUAUCGAUUUCGUCAGGAAGUUCCUGUAAUCGCUCGGUUCUCGCGACAUGGAAUAGGCUUAUGUAUUAUAUUGUACAUCUCGAAUGACCAGCUGUCACUUGCUCUAUUAACCACGUCGAAAUGUGUGGAUACCAGCUCCUAUAAACUCCUUGCUCCAAACAGCCAAACCAGACCCUCAUAUGAACUCAAUAACCAUGCAUCAAUGAUUCAUACCCGGCAGC